ACCUUUGGUUGCCAGGAAGUAAACUAGUGUGUGUGCCAAGCUGGAAAAUGAAAGCACAAAACAUCUUCAAGCAAAAAUAAUCGAACGAAAUAAUCGCGCUUUUGAACUCUAUUUUCAAGUUAUAGCUAGAAAACUGGAACGUAUCAGCUUUGGACAUGGAGAAGCAUGGAAGAAGUCAACCAUGGGGGAAGUUAGUAAAGGUGGACACUGAAUCUGAAGUAUUGCUUGUCAACAGGGAAUGCACUGUCGGGCGAAGAAAAGGCUGUGAUCUUUCCUUUCCUGCUAGCAAACUGGUCUCAGGGGAUCACUGUAAGAUAGUCCAGGAUGAGAGCUCAGGGUUGGUGUGGCUAGAGGACAUGAGCACCAAUGGUACAGUGAUUAACAUGUCCAAGCUGGUGAAAAAGCAGAUUCAUAUGCUGCAGAAUGGAGAUGUCAUCUACUUUGUGUACAGGAAAAACGAGCCAGAGCAAAACAUUGCCUACAUAUAUCAGUCCAUAAAAGCAGAGAGGACAUUCUCACAAGACUCAAUUGGCGGUGCCACCAAAUGCUCAGAUAUGCAGCAGAAAGCCCAGCCCUGCCCUGUUCCAGCAGCAGUGUCUGUGGAGCCAUUCCUGGUUGGACCUCCACGGGAGCAGCAGGCUUUAGAGGAGCCCCAGCCCUCAACCUCCUCCUCCCACCUCCUCCACACGUUCUCCCCCUCCACAGAAUGUUCCUCUGCAGCCUCCCUCCUGCACUCCUCUGCCUCAGGUUCUGAGGGUCUUGAAUGUGCUGCGUCCUCUGUAGGCAAGGCUGAGGAGCCCAACUCUUACCUCCUCUGCUCAACAAAUGCACGACAGACUGAAGCCCAGAGCAGAGUCACAAUGCUGGAUAAGGAAGAGGGGGACAUGGAGCCAGAGAGAAAGAAGAGGAAAACUGACAGUGCUGAUAAGAACUAUGAUUUUGGACUGCCACAUACUUCCAGUAUUGAGGUGGUGGGCCCGGGCCCAGCUAAGGGAACUCUUAUCAGGGAUCUGUUGGGAAAAGCUGCUGUGACUGUGGAAGGAGCCAAGACUGACAAAAUGGAGGAGUCGCUCACCUGUAUCAUCUGUCAGGACCUACUUCAUGACUGUGUCAGCCUGCAGCCCUGUAUGCACACCUUCUGUGCUGCGUGUUACUCUGGCUGGAUGGAGCGUUCGUCUCUCUGCCCCACCUGUCGCUGCCCCGUAGAGAGGAUCCGCAAGAAUCACAUCCUCAACAACCUGGUGGAGGCCUACCUUAUCCAACACCCAGAGAAGUGUCGCAGUGAGGAGGACCUGAAGAGCAUGGACAGCCACAACAAGAUAACCCGGGACAUGCUGCAGCCAAAGAUUGAGCGUUCCUUCUCUGAUGAAGAGGGCAGCUCUGAUUAUCUCUUUGAGCUCUCUGACAACGACAGUGACACCUCUGAUAUCAGCCAACCCUUUGUGAUGUGCAGACAGUGUCCAGGCUACAGGAAGGAGGUCAGCCAGGUACUGUGGGCCACAGGGCCAGCUCCUCUAGGACCAGCCCCACCAACUCCUGAGGACAGGGCUGGGAAACCCCCUGGAGAGGGGCCAUCAACAUGCUCUGACCUCCCAACUACAGCUCCUCCGGAGUACACGUGCCCUCCUCGGGGCAGCCAUGUCAUCUGCACCUGCUGCCUGCAGCCCAUGCCAGACCGCCGCGCCGAGCUCAUUGGCCAGCAACUCUCCGCUCAGCAAUGUGUGACGUGCCAACAGCCCUUUUGCCACAUGUACUGGGGCUGCCAGAGGAUCGGCUGUCAGGGCUGUCUAGCACAUUUCAAUGAACUCAACCUUACAGACAAAUGUCUGGACGGUGUUCUGAACAGCAAUAACUAUGAAUCAGAGAUCCUCCAGAAUUACUUGGCAGCCAGAGGGAUGUCGUGGAGGGACAUGCUACAGGAGGGUCUUCGGGGCCUGCAACAGGGAACCUUCUAUCUCUCUGAUUAUCGCAUCAACAGUAACGCCAUAAUGUGUUUCUGCUGCGGCCUGCGUGCCUUCAAGGAGCUGGCCUACAAAUACAGACAGAACAUCCCUGCCUCGGAGCUUCCAGCUGCUGUGACGUCUCGGCCUGACUGUUAUUGGGGACGCAACUGCCGUACUCAAGUAAAGGCACACCACGCCACGAAAUUCAACCACAUAUGUGAGCAGACCCGUUUCAAGAGCUGAAGAGCCUCGUGGGUGACCUGCUAUGCAAGGCUCCUAUCCAAUCACUGAAGCGAAGACUGACUUCCAAUGAUCUCCUGUAUUACUGUCUGUCUCUAUACAAAGGGAUCGUCCCCCCCCCUCCCCCCUUUAUUAAGAAGCUUCUUGCCCUGAGGAAAGGUAUCUCUCUUAGGUAAUAAUUUCUAGUUCUCUCACAGGCUCUAUAGACUUUACGUAUUUGAUUAUAUGCAGAAAUUACAAUCAAACUCUUUUGAGAAGACUGGCUAGGUCAUGAUUAGCCUAGUGUUAUAGGUAUAGUAGGAGUGAGUGGGAUAAUGCUAAGGUCAGUAGGACCUGAUUCCCCUAUAUGAUGAUCAUAGACUAAUAUCUUAUGAGGAAUAUGGUCAUCACCCUUUAUUACAUUAUCAUGUCCUUUUGGGUACCUGAUCAUAUGACUAGUUUGGUGAGGGAUAAAAAAAAUACACCUACUGAGAACAGUUGGCAAUCAAAAUGGACAUUGGCCAUACAUGUACUGUUAUACACAGGAUGAAAUGGCAUCUUUUGUGACAGUAGCUUAUAAGGCACAUAUUGAUAUUAGUAAGCUGUUGAUACCUUUUCUAUUUCCGUGUGCCUGAGUAGUUAGCACAAAAAAAAGAAAAGGAUCAAUUGAUUUUGUUUUUCUCUUAACUUGUGGUGUAGUGCUUUAGAUAUCUUGGAGAAUUAUGUAUUUGAAUUAGAAUCUAGAGCUUCCUACUUUUUCUGUGAAAAUACUGCAGCGAACUGUGUUAUAAACAUCUAAAUAGUAUUCAUAUGUUGGAACCUUCCCCCAAACAAACUAGGUUGAAUCACAGCUAUGUUGUUUAAAGACUUCUAUGCAUAUACAGACUUUGAGGUUUCUUGUGAUUUAUAUGGAUGACAAAGAUAUUCAGUGGGACCAUUUUGAAUUCAGACAGUUGCUGCUUCCACAUAUUAAUAAGACUUCUAACUGGAAAGACAAUGCAAUCUGUAUUUAUUGGAAAAGGGAGGUUAUACUUAGUUUUGUGAAAAGGGGAUUUCUGCUGGGUUUCUUUGUGGAUUUCCUGACCAGGGCUAAAAGCCAUGUACAAGCUGAGCAUUAUAGGGCUGAGCGAGAAUCCAUGGAUAGUUAGUUGUACAGGAUUUCAGUUCUUCAGGCAGGGAUAAUAAGGGGUAAGGGUUGAAAUGUUUUAUCUGAGGCUGGGAAAGGCGGGAGUGUAGAGUUAUAUGCUUUGCCUGGGAUAAUCAACGUAAAUCUGAUUUUAAAGUAGUGUAUUAGAGAACUAGUAGUAACGGCCAAUGCAGUUUCUUUGUUAGAAUGCACAAUGGUUUGCUAGACUAGAGGGUUCGUGGGGUAGAAUUGUUCCUCCUUUUUGCAUUAUAUUAGGUUAGUGGUGUUGGCUAAACAUGUUGAUUUAAGCCAACGACUUGAUCCAUACUGGUUGUAUCAUACUUGUUAGUAAGGAUUACCAUUCUGUAUUGUUUUGCAAGACCAAUUUCGCAGAAACCACCCAACGUUUUCAGGAAUUCAUGUGUGUCAAUGUUAAACUGACAGUAUUAUGAA
Coregonus clupeaformis (lake whitefish) is the source of this 3741-nucleotide messenger RNA. Its product is annotated as E3 ubiquitin-protein ligase CHFR. Gene Ontology annotation, biological process: mitotic cell cycle checkpoint signaling; protein ubiquitination; ubiquitin-dependent protein catabolic process. The transcript has 18 exons. Gene Ontology annotation, molecular function: ubiquitin-protein transferase activity; protein binding. The record is from RefSeq and is a predicted model, not a curated record. NCBI's taxonomy places the organism in Eukaryota, Metazoa, Chordata, Actinopteri, Salmoniformes, Salmonidae. Gene Ontology annotation, cellular component: nucleus. The coding region runs from base 156 to 2186 and encodes 676 amino acids.